AUGGCGGCCAUGGCGAAUCUCGCUAAUACCAUGGAAGCUAAUGUUGCUACGACUCUGCAAGCUGUGCAGAGAUUGGUCCAACCGGCCGAGAAUGGAAAUGGCAAUGAGAAUGGCGAAAGGAACACCAAUGAUAAUGCUAAGGGUAACGGCGAUAACAUAGGAGGAGUUUCGAUGACCUUGGCGACGUUCCUCAAGGCUAUGGAGCGUGCUUUACAGGUGCAACAUGUUCCCCUCAAUCAAUAUGUCGAGUUUGCCACUUAUCAACUAGCGGGAGAGGCCCAGCUCUGGUGGCAAGCUGAGUGUCAUUUGCUACAGCUUCAGAACGCUGACAUUCCAUGGGAGGUGUUCCAAACGGCUUUCUAUAAGAAAUACUUCCCCGAGUCUGCAAGGGAAGCAAAGGAGAUGGAGCUAAUACAGCUGAAGCAAAGUUCCAUGUCUGUGGUGAUGAGUGGAAAUUAG
This is a messenger RNA of Arachis duranensis, 459 nucleotides long. RefSeq lists its product as uncharacterized. The transcript has 2 exons. Bases 1 to 459 code for a protein of 152 amino acids. Lineage: Eukaryota; Viridiplantae; Streptophyta; Magnoliopsida; Fabales; Fabaceae. The record is from RefSeq and is a predicted model, not a curated record.